AUUCAGCGCUCACUGCUAUCUGUCAUCAGUCAAGUCAUUUCAAGAAUCUACUUUCAAGUUCCAUUAGUCAUUGGCGUCUCUGUAGGGAGAUACAAUAAAUUAAAAAUAAAUUUUCACAAAUUAAAAUUCGUUGAACGCGUUAAGUAUAACAUAAAAUACAUUGUUUCUUCAUAUAUUGUCAGUAAUAAAUUGCUCAAAAAUGGAGUGGACAAUGCCAGUGAAUGAGAUGUUACAAGAUGAAAUCACGAAAUUAAAUUAUUCGCUUAUUCCACCUGGAUUUAAAGGAGACGUACGGACUGUCAGGUUGAUGCAAGAAUGUCUGAAGAAGAUCAUCGACAACCUCGGAGAGAGGUCGGCCAAAGCGCAGGGCCUCAGCAAGGUGAUAACCAGCACUGACAGGCUGAGGAACUCGGAUCACACCCUCUACCUCAUGAAAGAGGCCAGGGCCAAAGGUGGGGACGGUGAGGUGAUAGGGUUGCUGAAAGUUGGCUACAAGCACCUGUACCUGUUCGACGACAACUGCAAGUCGUGGGAGGUGGAGCCGCUGUGCAUCCUGGAUUUCUACGUGCUUGAGGAUCGACAGCGUCACGGAUGCGGCAAAAGGCUGUUCGACCACAUGCUGAUGGAUCAAGGCAAGCGGCCCGACGAGUUCGCGAUAGACGGGCCGUCUUCCCGACUCGAGAGCUUCCUGAAGAAACACUUCGGCACGGAGCGUCUCAUCCGGCAGACCAACAACUUCGCCGUCACUGCCAAGUUCUUUGAGAACGUUAAGGAGAAUAAGUCCGGCCGCAGUACUCCCAGCGUGGCUGGCUCGCAGUCCAUUGGCCGCUACGCCGCUCCGAAACCUAACUCGGCUAUUGCCUCGGUCAUUCACGGUGGUCAAAAGAUUGGAGAUUCGCCCGAGAGCGCUACAUCUGACAAAACGCCGUCCGAACCCUUACCCUCUACGCAAAUGCCGGAACCGAUACCGGAUCCGGAACCGAUACCGGUACCGGGGCCGGCACCGUUACCGAAUGACGUGGAGGAAAACCACAAGAACCACGAGAGGCCAUCAACGCUGGAGGUGCGGAGGGUCUCACAAACAGAGGCCGAGGAGGUGUCUCCAGCUGGCUCUACGGCCUCUCGACGUCUGUCUUCCCUGACGGAUCGCGGUUACUUCGAUGUUAAAUUCUACCACAAUAAAUUGUGGUAAAUUCUACCGCAAGCUGUGGCAAGUUCUACCAUGAGCUGUGGUAAAUUCUAUCAUAAUAAAUUAUGGUAAAUUUAAUUCUCUUGCGGUGCGGUUAGUGUGUUUGUGUAUUGUGUACGGAUAAAAUUACUAAUUUAAUUUUUUAUUGUUCAUACAAUAAAAAUGCCUUGCGGCGGUUUUGCUAUGAACUCCGGCUGAGUGACCAGAUAGAGCCUAGGGCGACUGAGUGAGGAACCUACGGACUAUCCGAUCCUUGUCCAGUAGGACUGCCCGGUCCAUUACCACGAUAUCAGGUUUACUCGCUCCAGGACGGUGACACUUAUUUUUAUUAUUAUUGUAACGUAAAAAUCAGGAUUCAAUAAAAAAAAAAUCAACUAUACCACUCUGACCGCAUACGCCACACUUUGUUUAGGCGUAUUUUGCUUAAUCUCGUAUUUCAUGCUUUGAAUCUCUUUAUAUUAAACCUGAACGAAUAGGUGUAGUCGCUUACCUUAAGGCCCUAACCAAAGCUUUUGUCGUUUUAACUUAUAUCACGAGGCAAUUCAUAGUUAUUACUUAAAAUUUAGCGGAUGAGAGUGCACAAAGUGUAUUAUUAAAUGUUAUU
Molecule: messenger RNA, 1793 nt
Organism: Zerene cesonia (dogface butterfly)
Lineage: Eukaryota; Metazoa; Arthropoda; Insecta; Lepidoptera; Pieridae
Product: alpha-tubulin N-acetyltransferase 1-like
Exons: 7
Coding region: 200-1192 (330 amino acids)
Biological process (GO): alpha-tubulin acetylation
Cellular component (GO): microtubule
Molecular function (GO): tubulin N-acetyltransferase activity
Source: RefSeq, a predicted model, not a curated record